ACUAAAACUGGUAUUGCAUUAUUAUAUGAUGAAGGGUCUGAAAAUGCCUAUGACAUCCAACUGAAGCUUACAAAAGAAGUACUGACAAUUCAAAAACAAGAUGUCAUCUGUGUCAGUGGAAGUGAUCACAGUACAAAUCACAGAACUGUUACACUUCAUAGACAACCAGUUGGUGGCUUGGGCUUAAGUAUAAAGGGUGGUGCCGAGCACAAAGUGCCUGUCGUCAUAUCAAAAAUAUUUAAAGACAAAGCAGCUGACCAAACAGGAAUGUUAUUUAUAGGAGAUGCACUACUACAGGUUAAUGGCAUAAAUGUAGAAAGUGCUACCCAUGAAGAAGUGGUACACCUACUGCGAAAUGCUGGCGAUGAAGUUACCAUCACUGUACAGUACCUCAGGGAAGCUCCAUCAUUUCUAAAGCUCCCAUUAGGUUCCCCUGGACCAUCCAGUGAUCACAGCAGUGGCGCUUCCUCUCCUCUCUUUGACAGUGGUUUACAUUUGAAUGGAAACACAACCAACACAGCUCCAUCAUCACCUUCCUCACCAAUAGCUAAUGAACCAAAAUAUGAGAAGCGCUGGCUAGACACUCUAUCAGUUCCUCUGUCAAUGGCUCGAAUCUCAAGGUACAAAGCUGGAACAGAUAAAUUAAGAUCUAAUGCAUUUGAAGUGCUGGCACUCGAUGGAGUUAGUACUGGAAUACUUCAGUUUUAUACAGCGCAGGAAAGUGCUGACUGGCUGAGAGCAUUAGCAACUAACAUCAGUGAUUUGACACUUCAAAAUAUGAAAAUGGCAAAUAAAUGCUGCUCUCUGUCAGAUCAGGUUAUUCAUAUGGGCUGGGUAAAUGAAAGACUUGAGGGAACUGAUUCAUCUCAGCUCUACAAAUACAAGUUCCUGGCACUGAAAGGAUCAUCCUUCUACAUUUUCAGUACUCCACCGGUAAGCACACUAGACUGGAUACGAGCUGAAAAAAUCUAUCACCUCUGUGAGGUUCUAUUUAAAGUUCACAAGCUCUGGCUUGCUGAUGAUUGCUGGCUACAAGCAAACUUAUAUUUAGGUAUUCAUCAGGACUAUGCGUUUGAAGACCAGAGGCCAUAUUGUUUCAGUGUCAUGGUUGGACAUGGCAAGAGUCAUUCUUUUAACGUAGAGCUGGGCAGUGAGCUUGUGGCAUGGGAAAAAUCAUUUCAAAGAGCAAUUUUCUUGGAAGUUCAAAGAACAGGGUCUAAAACAUAUAUGUGCAGCUGGCAAGGAGUAGCCCUGUGUUUCACAGUUGACUUUGCCUUGGGAUUCACCUGUUUUGACAGUAAAACAAAGAAUGUGCUCUGGAGGUUUAAAUUCUCUCAACUCAAGGGAUCUUCAGAUGAUGGAAAAACAAAAGUAAAGCUGCUUUUUCAGAAUAUAGACACCAAACAAAUUGAGAUGAAGGAACUUGAAUUUCAGGAUCUCACUGCAGUUUUACACUGUAUUCACUCCUUCAUAGCAGCAAAGGUGGCAUCCCUGGAUCCUGUAUUUAUAGACAGCCAGAGCAUUGCAAGAAAAUACAUGUACAGUAACUGAAAUCCAAUUAUGUGUUGUGAUUAUUGCAAAUAAAUUAUUUUCUUAAAGAAAUGAGUUAUUUCAUGAACAAUAUUGGAAUUCUGUGUGAUUUUAUAAGGAGCUUAUAGUUGUGCUAUCAAUAAAAAUGCUACUAGUUUUCAUGUUUUGUUUAGCAUUGUUAAAUCUCAUGAGUUAACAAAUAUUAUUUCAAACUGAGUCCAUUUGUUUUCUUUAAUAUUAAUCUAAAUCCCUGAAUGAAAAUGUCCAUACCAUAAUAUUGCUAAUGUUAUUUUGAUUUUUCUCUCAGAAGUUGCAUCAUGAAGUAAUAUAGAAAAAGAUUUGCCUGUUGUGUGCCUGAAGUUAGGCUCCUAAUCUUUGUCAUGGAUUUCAAAUGGGCUGAGCACAUAGAAACUUCCAUAGGCUUUGCUAUGAAAGAAAAGGGUAAGAUUUUCAAAAGUAUAUAAGGAAGUUAAGUGCAAUGUACUUCUAAUUUGCUUAGAUGCUUUUGAAUAUAUGAUCCCGAGAUACAUAUAUAGGGUUCCAGAGGAACUGCUUCUUCAAAAUGCUUUCUAUCUUACCCUGAUCCAGAAAAGUGCCUACCCACAUGCUUAAGUCUGAGAACAUAAGUAGUCUCAGUUAAGGGAUUGUAAAGUUAAGCACAUGUUUAAGUGCUUUGAGAGGUCCUGUGAAGAGUGUUAAUUGCUCAUGUCAGGCCAGGCCUCAGUUAGCCUAGUACCUUAGAAGAUUUGAGCCCUAAAUUUGGAUUUAGGAUCCUAAUUUGAAAUUCUCAUUUUUGAAACCUUAGCCAUGGGUUUCUUUGCUGUCUAUUGACAAAUGUCCUCAUUACUCAUUCUUCCACUCAUUCAUGUAUAGCAUGUGUGCCCCAUCUUUGGUUAUUCUCCUAUGUAGUCAUGAUUAGCUUCUUAAAAAAAACUCUUUUGUUUGUGUAUUGUAAGGUUUGGGGUAGAUGUAUCUACCCACAGACUUUUUCAUCUAAAGACUGUAGGCAGGUCAAAUUUUCAUGUCGUAAGUUUGCACAUAAAUCAAGCUGACAUUAAUGAGGGAUUUCUGUGCUUACCAAGGAAAGAAUAUGGCUUUGCUUGGGACUUGUUCUAACCUACUUCUGCACGGUAUAUCUAUUCUGAUUAAAACAUUUUCCUAAAUGUACAGGUAAUAUUCAGAAACAAUAAUAACAUUAUUAACAGAAUAAUACUGCUCCAAUAACAGAAACAUACUGCUCCAAUAAAAAACAGCUCUUCUCAAGUUGAGUUCUGCGACAGCAUCAGAUACUAAACAAAAUGACAGACUGAAAACACUAAAACCAAUUAUAGUUAUAUUAUAACAAUUUUUAAUGAAGAGAUAACAUCAAGGCUAGCAUUUUCAAUUACAAUGUUUGUUAUUUGCACCAAGAUGUUAUAGAAGAGAUAUGUGCUUUUGCCAACCAAACAUAAGAGAUAUUUAUUUUUAUUUACUGUAAAUAAAUAUUUAUAAGCAAUAUGAUCUUCUAUUUUCAACAAAUGUUAUUUUAAUUUUAUAUUAAAUA
This is a messenger RNA of Pelodiscus sinensis (Chinese soft-shelled turtle), 3073 nucleotides long. The record is from RefSeq and is a predicted model, not a curated record. NCBI's taxonomy places the organism in Eukaryota, Metazoa, Chordata, Testudines, Trionychidae.